This is a messenger RNA of Ilex paraguariensis (yerba mate), 1064 nucleotides long. The record is from the annotation of a GenBank genome assembly. NCBI's taxonomy places the organism in Eukaryota, Viridiplantae, Streptophyta, Magnoliopsida, Aquifoliales, Aquifoliaceae.
AUGGGGGAGAGGAAGAAAGAUAGAGGUGGGAAGAAAACAACAUCGGAAUGGCCACUGAUCAAACCAAAGACUAAUCUCCAAAUAUCUCGCCUCAAAGACACCGAUCUUUUUACUGUGCAGAGUUUCUUUACAUCUGCUGAAUCUAAGGCAUUCAUUAAAGUUGCAGAAUCGAUUGGCUUUGUCCACCAAGGGAGUCUUGGCCCCACCAAAGGCGAAGCUUAUAGAGACAAUGAUCGAAUUUCUGUAAAUGAUCCUGUUCUUGCAUAUACAAUAUGGGUAUCUGGGCUUCACAAAAUUUUUUCUGAAAUUAAGAUUCGAGGCAAGGUUGCUGUUGGGUUGAAUCCAAAUAUAAGAUUUUACAGUGAUUUAUCUUUAGGUAUAAGGUUGGUCAGCGCUUUGGAUCUCAUAUUGAUGAGAGCACUGAUCUUGGAGAGGGGAAGCGCACACAUUAUACUUUGUUGAUAUAUCUGAGUGGUGUUGUCAAACCCAAAUCUAAAAAUGAUCUGAGCAGCUCUCAGGAUUCUUCACACUGAUCCUUUGGUUGGAGGAGAGACUGUCUUCUACGGUCCAAGAAAUGGUCUCGUGGCUGAGGUACCUCCUGCAGAAGGGAUGGCUCUUCUUCACAUUCAUGGGGAUAAAUGUAUGCUGCAUGAAGCCCGCAAUGUUAUUAAAGGUGUCAAGUAUGUCUUACGGUCAGAUGUAGCUUUUGCUUGAGGAGUAUGAGUCAUUGUCUAACGUCCAAGCAAGCUUGGUUAGUUAUUUAUUUGUAUAUCUCAGUAUUUUGUUGUGUUGUUCAUCGUCUAUGGUUCAUUAUUUUCAUCCUUUUCAAAGGUGCUUUAUUUUCAUUGAUCAGCACAACUAUGUUACGAAAGGUAACGGCUUUCAAAAGAACUUGCAGACUUUGUCGCCAUUAUGUCCAUGGUUGAUUGCAUCUCCCCAACUGAAUCACUCGCAGUAAAGUUGCUGAAACUUUUGGCACAGAUGCAUGUAUGAAUCUUCAAUCCCAUGUAAUUACUUGGAGAUGGGAAGAUGAACAAAUUUUAGUUUCAGGCGUUAUACAACUG